GGCCGUUUUCUCGAUUUAUUUUACGUUGUCAGUUUUUUCUCGCUAAAUGUCGGUAAAUCGCGUUUAAUCUUUGACUGCUUGCCUAUUGCUGCAACUUAGGCCAAGAUGAUUGAGGUGGUAGCCUCGAUUGCCCGAGGACCAGUGUUUCUGGCUGGAGAGGUGUUAGAAUGUCUUAUCACCUUUACCAACCCCAUGUCCCAUCUGUCCACCUCUGCCAGCAGUGAGAUGUUGGCCUGGGCCAGUGCCCAGAUUCACUGCCAGUUCCAUGCCAGUGAGAGCAGAGUAGCUUUGCCUGCCCAGGGCAAUAAGCAGGACGUCCAGGCCGAGAGUGACACGGUGCUCAUUCCCAGCAGAGGAGAGAGAGGACAGUGUAUGUUGGACACUCCGCCCAAAAUCCUCUUCUGUGACCUACGACUCGACCCAGGAGAGAGCAAAACCUACUCGUACAGCGAAGUGGUGCCCACCGACGGACCGCCCAGUUUCCGCGGUCAGUCAGUCAAGUACGUCUACAAGGUCACGAUUGGCUGCCAGAGAGUGAAUUCACCAAUCAAAUUGCUGCGAGUUCCCUUCAGAGUCCUGGUGCUACAUGGGAUGCCAGAGCCCCCCUUCCCCCAGGACGAGGAAGUCGCCCCUUCCAACCCCUUCCUUGAGGAAGAGGAGGGUGGGCGUAAGGACACUCGUACCUUAGAGAGAGCACUGGACAUGCUGAUGAUCACUACCUCACGUCGUGUCCCACAUCUGUUCAACAUCACUAACACGCGCGGAAAAGUGGCCAAGUUCUGCAUCUUUAAGACGGUGUACCGACUCGGGGAGGACAUCAUCGGAACCUUCACCUUCUCAGAGGGCGACAUUCCUUGUUUACAGUAUUCGGUGAGUUUGCAGAGCGAGGAGGAGGUCCACGAGCAGUACCAGCGUCGGCCGGGUCAGGCGGUCAGCGUGACGGGUCACGGCAGACACCUGGAGUCCUGCCUCCACACCGCCUCCAGCCACUUCUCCCUGCCCGUCCCCCUCAACGUCACGCCGGGCUUCAGCACCGACAUCGUUGCCCUAAGAUGGCGCCUGCACUUUGAAUUUGUAACAGCGAGAGAGCCCGUUGAGCCGCCUACAGUGCUGCAGAACCAAUCAGAAGUCACAGUGUGGAUGGGGGCGGAGAAUGUAGAUGUCGACACCUUUAGCUGGAACCUGCCAAUCAAAGUGCUCCCCACCAAUCCUGCUCUAGCUUCUUAUGUUUCUCAGUUUACAGGGACAAACAGCAUCAAUAUCUGAAUGCUGUGUGUGUGUGUGUGUGUGUGUGUGUGUGUCCUCAGACCAUCUUCACCUUGCAGUUUAAGAAAGUAUAUGUGUGCGAGUGCUUUUGUGUAUUAACCUUGUAAAGCUUUGAUUGUGUGUGAGUCAUCGGUUCCAGGUUGAUAGUUAUUCCUUACUCUUAGUUACGUUUUAUUGUUAUUUUUAAUGUUUUGCAGUGCAAUGUGUCCAUUAGACACUUUUUUUAAACAUUUCAAACAUGACCAACUGAAAGCUUUAUCUGUUGUAAUGUGUAUAUUUCCAUAUUUAUUUUUUUUUCUGCCCUUUAUUCUUAAACCUUUAUGAACUAUAAAAUAUGGUUUGGUAGCUUUACUUGAUUAUCAUCACACAAACGCAUUGUGUUGACUAAACCAAGCAAAUGUUACUAACUCGGGUGGUGUUAUUCUUGAGUUUGCAAAACCAUGGGCUAAUGUUAACUAAUGAAAUGUAACAAAAUACUGUCAGACCAUGUUUCUAUUUCCU
Molecule: messenger RNA, 1767 nt
Organism: Chanos chanos (milkfish)
Lineage: Eukaryota; Metazoa; Chordata; Actinopteri; Gonorynchiformes; Chanidae
Gene: rgp1
Product: GP1 homolog, RAB6A GEF complex partner 1
Exons: 9
Coding region: 106-1266 (386 amino acids)
Source: RefSeq, a predicted model, not a curated record